Molecule: messenger RNA, 1656 nt
Organism: Acaromyces ingoldii
Lineage: Eukaryota; Fungi; Basidiomycota; Exobasidiomycetes; Exobasidiales; Cryptobasidiaceae
Exons: 3
Coding region: 1-1656 (551 amino acids)
Molecular function (GO): copper ion binding; oxidoreductase activity
Source: RefSeq, a predicted model, not a curated record
AUGCUGGCGCUGCUACUGCUGCUGCUCGUCUCCUCGUCGCUGGUCACCGUGCUGGGCCUGCCAAGCAAGCAUGUCGAGGCCGACUAUGUGCUGUCGCCCAACUGGGACCUCCAUGCUGCUCCGCAGGUGCGCCACUACGACUGGCUGCUCACCGAGUCGUACCGGGCGCCCGGCGGCAAGCCACGCCGGAUGCUCGUCGUCAAUGGCAUGGCGCCGGGCCCGCUCAUCGAGGCCAACCUGGGCGAUGUCGUCGAGGUGCGCGUAACAAACGAAAUGGCCGACGUGACGGCCAUUCACUGGCACGGCCAGCCCCAGCGCGGCUCCAACGAGAUGGACGGCUCCUUUGGCAUCACCGACUGCGGCAUUGCCCCUGGCACCUCCUUUACCUAUCGAUGGACGGUCCAGACGACGGGCACCUAUUGGUGGCAUGCCCACGCCGCCAUGCAGUACAGCGAGGGCCUGCACGGGCCCAUGAUCUUACACGACCGCGACGAGGGCGAGCAGCGGGCGCAGUACGACACGGACCGAGUGCUGGUAGCCAGCGACCUGUACGACGAGCCGCUGAAGCACUACCUGCACACCUACGAGACCAGGGAGGGCUUCAACGGCGACAUGGGCGUCGAGCCAGUGCCCGACUGCGGCCUCAUCAACGGGCGCGGCCUCUGCAAGGGCGUCGCGCCAACGCUGGCUGCCCGAGCAGUCAUGCCGCUGCAGGGCCGUCGACGCCACCGCUUCCGGCUCAUCAAUGCGGGCGCCCUCGCCUCGAUUCGCUUCCACCUCGAGGGCCACCGUAUGACCGUCAUCGAGGCUGACGGCACCCUUGUCGAGCCAAGGCAGGUGGAUGCCGUCGAUGUCAUGGUCGGCCAGCGCUACAGCGUCGUCGUCGAGCUGGACCAAGCACCAGGGCGGUACAAGUUCCACGCCGACCUGCUCGACGACAUGUUUGGCAUGGAGAAUCCAAACCUGCAGCGGGACCAGCACAUUCUUCUCGAGUACCGCGGCGGUGGGUCACACGUCCAAGAACUAACGGGCAAGGUGGUGCAGACACUGGACCAAUCCGAUCUGCGCCCGCUCCGGGCCAUCGACCCACCACCCUCGACGGAGCAGGACAAGCUCAACAUCCACUUUGCCCUCACCGUCUCGGGCCGCUACCGUGCCUUUCUCAACGGCAGCAGCUGGGAGAAUGCCGGCUGGAACGGCCGCUCGACGCUGGCCGACAUGGUCGACUCGAUGCGCCACGGAAAGCAGUUCCAGCCCGAGGAGUUCGUCAUUGAAAAGCCCCGGGGCGGGGUGCUGGACCUCAUCAUCAACAACGUCGACGAGUCGGACCACCCGCUGCACCUCCACGGCCACGACGCCUUUCUGCUCGGCUCGGGCGAGGGCAUGUUCCGGCACGGCGAGUCGAUGGACCUCAGCAAGCCGUUUGUGAACCCCAUGAGGCGCGACGUGUUCCUCGUCCCCACCUACGGCUGGGCCGUCGUGCGCGUCGUGCUCGACAACCCAGGCAUCUGGGCGCUGCACUGCCACGUGACGUGGCACAUGGCCAUUGGCUUCAUGACGCAGCUCAGCGUCCUCGCAGACGAUGUCGUGGCGCGCAGCGAGAUCCACACGGACCACUGCUCGCCCAUCCGGCUGCAUCUGCCCCCGCCACCCUAG